UACGUGCUGGCAACAUUGUAAGUCAAACGUGGCGUCCGGUGUCGUCGUCGUGUGCGAUUCAUUUCUUUGUAAAGGACUCAGCUAAAAGCUCGAAAUGUAUCUGAGAAGUGUGUGCCUCGCUCUUUUCUCUCUAUUGUCCGUUAUGCACAUUUGUAUGGGACUUUACUUUCACAUUUCUGAAACGGAACGCAAGUGCUUCAUAGAAGAGGUUCCAGAGGAAACGUUAGUUGUCGGCAACUACAAGUGUCAGCUGCAUGACCCCAAGACGGGAGGUUUCAUGCUCUCGAGUCCGGGCAUCGGGAUGCACGUGGAAAUUCGAGAUCCCGAAGACAAGACUAUCCUCUCGAAAGUGUACAGCUCGGAAGGGCGUUUCACAUUUACGUCCCACUCCCCAGGAGAACACAUGAUCUGCCUCUAUUCCAACUCUUCCAAAUGGUUUAGUGGCAGCCAACUGAGGGUUCAUCUGGACAUCCAAGUGGGUGAGCACGCCGUGGAUUAUGGCAGUGUUGCCCAGAAGGAGAAGUUGACGGAACUUCAGCUCCGUGUACGACAACUCUUGGACCAAGUGGAGCAGAUCACCAAGGAGCAAAACUAUCAAAGGUACCGAGAGGAGCGUUUCCGUCAAACAAGCGAGAGCACAAACUCUCGCGUCCUCUGGUGGUCAGUGGUGCAGACCCUUAUCUUGGUACUCAUGGGAUUCUGGCAGAUGCGUCACCUCAAGAGCUUCUUCGAGGCCAAGAAGCUCGUCUGACUUCACUCGCUGUCGAAUUAUGUGCGCGUACAAGUGUCACCAUGUUCUUUUUUCUCCUCCUCUUACGGUGGUUUAAAAGGCUCCUACGGGCAAAAACACUGUGUUUCAAUCAUUCUUUUCAUUUCAACGAGAAUUGGCAUAAAGAGCCAGGUGGAUUCGUAGGCAGUGUCCAGGACUUUGGGCUCGUUUAUAGAGAUAAUUAGGAACGUUUAGGAUGGUGUUUCCUCUUGUUUUAUGACUGCGUUUAAUUUAUGGCUUUUUUUUUUUAAUCAUCUCCGAUAGUUGUAAUAAAUUCCGUUAUUUUCACAUUUUA
This is a messenger RNA of Ornithodoros turicata, 1064 nucleotides long. It is a transcript of the gene eca, whose product is annotated as transmembrane emp24 domain-containing protein eca-like. The coding region runs from base 95 to 751 and encodes 218 amino acids. NCBI's taxonomy places the organism in Eukaryota, Metazoa, Arthropoda, Arachnida, Ixodida, Argasidae. The transcript is spliced from 4 exons. The record is from RefSeq and is a predicted model, not a curated record. Gene Ontology annotation, cellular component: Golgi apparatus; endoplasmic reticulum; endoplasmic reticulum-Golgi intermediate compartment. Gene Ontology annotation, biological process: Golgi organization; intracellular protein transport; endoplasmic reticulum to Golgi vesicle-mediated transport.